Messenger RNA from Habropoda laboriosa, 696 nucleotides. It is a transcript of the gene snf, whose product is annotated as U1 small nuclear ribonucleoprotein A. Gene Ontology annotation, molecular function: U1 snRNA binding. NCBI's taxonomy places the organism in Eukaryota, Metazoa, Arthropoda, Insecta, Hymenoptera, Apidae. Gene Ontology annotation, cellular component: U1 snRNP. Gene Ontology annotation, biological process: mRNA splicing, via spliceosome. The record is from RefSeq and is a predicted model, not a curated record. The transcript has 2 exons. The coding region runs from base 1 to 696 and encodes 231 amino acids.
AUGGAUAUUAGACCAAAUAAUACAAUUUAUAUUAAUAAUUUAAAUGAAAAAAUAAAAAAAGAUGAAUUAAAGAAAUCGUUAUAUGCAAUUUUUUCUCAGUUUGGUCAAAUAUUAGAUAUUGUAGCAUUAAAAACGUUAAAAAUGCGUGGUCAAGCAUUUGUUAUUUUUAAGGAAAUAGCUAGUGCAACAAAUGCAUUAAGGUCAAUGCAGGGAUUCCCAUUUUAUGACAAACCAAUGAGGAUACAAUAUGCAAAGACCGACAGUGAUAUAAUUGCAAAAAUGAAGGGUACAUAUGCAGAACGGCCUAAAAAACCAAAACGAGUUGUGCCUGCAGCUGAUGAAGAAGCCAAGCGUGCCAAGAAACGUGCCAAAGAACAAGCUAAACAUUCACAACAGAUUGGUUACCAUGCUGGUGUACCACAACAUCCAGGCUUAGUCAAUACUGCUGUUCCAGAACAACCACCAAAUCAAAUUUUAUUCCUUACAAAUUUACCAGAUGAGACCAGUGAAAUGAUGUUAUCUAUGCUUUUCAAUCAAUUUCCUGGUUUUAAAGAAGUACGUUUGGUACCCAAUAGGCAUGACAUUGCAUUUGUUGAAUUUGAAAAUGAAGUUCAAUCAGGGGCUGCAAAAGAUGCUCUUCAAGGAUUUAAAAUUACACCUUCUCAUGCGAUGAAAAUUUCAUUUGCGAAAAAAUAA